AUGAGUGGCUGCGCGCUCUUCCUGCGCCGGGCGGCGACGGCGGCGCGAGCCUGCCGGGUUCUGGUGGCCCUCAGUGCGAGUCGGCGCCCGCUAAGUACCAGUCCGCAGAGCCGGGCCUUCGCCAAGGAGCUCUUCCUGGGCAAAAUCAAGAAGGUGCCAGCCUACCUUUUGUCCUCAUCCCGAAUCGAUACCCCUCAGGAUGCACAAGGCCCAGACAACCAGGGAGGCCGUGAACACAAAUAUGACCAGGGCAGUUUUGGCCUCUGUGUCCUUGUGGAAAGGGACAGCUUUGUGCUAAGGCUGCCCAAAACUGCUGGCCCUGAGGUCGGAUGCUCUGCCAAAAACAUUCUGGGUCCCUUUCUCUGCAUGAAGAUGGCUUGCUCCUAUUUUGUUUCACCAAGACGUUUUCUUUUCUCAGUGGAUUCUCAGAAAAUUGACCGGGAGGGGAAAAUCCCGGACGACAUCCUGGAAAAGUUGAAAAGCCUGGGCCUCUUUGGAAUGCAGGUCCCGGAAGAAUAUGGUAAGUGGAGGAGAUUGCCCGGCUGGUGUGGCUCGUCAGGGUCACUCUGCAUUUCCCUGAGAGUGCACACUGCCAUCUUGUAGCCAAAAGGAACAAAUAAAAAAUGUUUCUUUCAGGGGAUCAUCUUGGUUGGCACCGAAGAACAGAAGGCCAAGUACCUGCCCAGACUGGCGUCAGGGGAGCACAUGGCCGCCUUCUGCCUCACGGAGCCAGCCAGCGGGAGUGACGCCGCCUCCAUCCAGACCAGGGCCACGUUAAGUGAAGACAAGAAGCACUACAUCCUCAAUGGCUCCAAGGUCUGGAUCACCAACGGGGGACUGGCCAACAUCUUCACUGUGUUUGCCAAGACUGAGGUGGUCGAUUCCGAUGGCUCAGUAAAAGACAAGAUGACAGCUUUCAUAGUGGAAAGGGACUUUGGUGGCGUCACUAACGGGAAACCGGAGGAUAAAUUAGGCAUCCGGGGCUCCAACACUUGUGAAGUCCAUUUUGAAAACACCAAGGUCCCCGUGGAAAAUGUCCUUGGAGAAGUUGGAGGUGGCUUUAAGGUGGCCAUGAACAUCCUCAACAGCGGGCGCUUCAGCAUGGGCAGCGCGGUGGCCGGGAUGCUCAAGAAACUGAUUGAACUGACCGCUGACUACGCCUGUACGCGGAAGCAGUUCAACAAGCGUCUCAGUGAAUUUGGAUUGAUUCAGGAGAAGUUCGCCCUGAUGGCUCAGAAGGCUUACGUCAUGGAAAGCAUGGCCUACCUCACGGCGGGCAUGCUGGACCAGCCCGAGCUGCCUGACUGCUCCGUGGAGGCGGCCAUGGUGAAGGUGUUCAGCUCCGAGAGCGCCUGGCAGUGCGUCAGCGAGGCGCUGCAGAUCCUGGGGGGCUCGGGGUACAUGAAGGACUACCCCUACGAGCGCAUGCUGCGCGACGCCCGCAUCCUCCUCAUCUUCGAGGGGACCAACGAGAUUCUCCGGAUGUUCAUCGCCCUCACGGGCCUGCAGCACGCCGGCCGCAUCCUGACCGAGAGGAUCCAUGAACUGAAACGUGGCAACGUGACCACCAUCAUGGAGACCGUUGGCCGGAGGAUUCGGGACUCUCUGGGCCGCACCGUGGACCUGGGGCUGACGGGCAACCUCGGGGUGGUCCACCCCAGCCUCGGGGAGAGUGCCAACAAACUCGAGGAGAACGUGUACUACUUUGGCCGCACCGUGGAGAAUCUGCUGCUUCGCUUUGGGAAGACGAUCGUGGAGGAGCAGCUGGUGCUGAAGCGGGUGGCCAACGUCCUCAUCAACCUGUACGGCAUGGUGGCCGUGCUGUCCCGGGCCAGCCGCUCCAUCCGCAUCGGACUCCGAAACCACGACCACGAGAUCCUCUUGGCCAACAUGUUCUGCACGGAGGCCUACGUCCAGAACCUCUUCAGCCUGUCGCAGCUGGACAAGGAUGCUCCAGAGAACCUGGAUGAGCAGAUUAAGAAAGUGUCCAGGGAGAUCCUGGAGCAGCGCACCUACAUCUGCGCCCACCCUCUGGAGAGGACGUCCUGACACUAGGACAGUGUCCCUGCCCCCGGGCCUCAGCUCACACGAGACACGACCCUCUUUUCAGAAGGUGACUGCAGGUCCUGCAGCAGGCCACAGCGCAGCUCCUGAGCAGAGACGCAGGGAAGAGAAUCGCUGUCACCAGUGUCGCCACUGUGCUGGUGCUUGGGGACAUGCUGGUGACAGGAAGCUCUAGGACAUCUGAGGCUCGGGCAGCCAUUGCUACCAAGCCACAGGGUCAAGCCACAGCUGGGAAACAGCACCCUGGUCACCCCCGUGUAGGAGGCACACGCUGGGGAGUGUUCAACAGAAAGGAAUAUAAAUGUCACAGUCGGUGUCCCCUCUGG
Ictidomys tridecemlineatus (thirteen-lined ground squirrel) is the source of this 2390-nucleotide messenger RNA. NCBI's taxonomy places the organism in Eukaryota, Metazoa, Chordata, Mammalia, Rodentia, Sciuridae. The record is from RefSeq and is a predicted model, not a curated record.